Molecule: messenger RNA, 1601 nt
Organism: Scheffersomyces amazonensis
Lineage: Eukaryota; Fungi; Ascomycota; Pichiomycetes; Serinales; Debaryomycetaceae
Product: mitochondrial 37S ribosomal protein mS29
Exons: 1
Coding region: 52-1518 (488 amino acids)
Biological process (GO): mitochondrial translation
Cellular component (GO): mitochondrial small ribosomal subunit
Molecular function (GO): structural constituent of ribosome
Source: RefSeq, a predicted model, not a curated record
CUAAAUAAAUAUAAAUUUAUUACAUUUGGUUGUAGUAUACAAACAGCAAUAAUGUUGAAGGCCGCUGGUGGUAAUUUACCAAAGAAUGUGACAAUGACAAUGUCCAUGAGAUCAUUGUCUAUGUCAUCGCCAACUUUAUAUGCCAAACCUGUAGGUACACCUGGAGGUAAAAAGAAGAUGCUUUUCAAUCCUAAAACAAUGAAGAAUGCUCUACCAGGUCAAAGUGAAACUAAAGUUAAGAAAGCAGGGAUGACUCAUUUAGAUUUUGAUGAUGCUAUUAGAAGUAUGAAAUUCUAUAAAAAUGGAACUGAUUUAAAACCUUUAGGAUUAUCAACAUUAAAUCCUAAUAAUUUAUCUGAAUCAAAAUCAACUGUUGUUAAAUAUACUAGUAAAUGUCAAAGAACAUUAGGUUAUUUAGGUGGAAUUAAAAAAUUUCAAAAUAAUGAAUUAUAUAGACAUCCAGUUACUUUAGUAACAGAAAAUACCACUAGAAUUAAUGAAGAAUUUAUUUCUAAAUUAGAUAAUUCAUCAUCUAAAGAAAAUAGAUUAGCCUUAAUUGGUUCAAGAGGUGUUGGAAAAUCAACCGUAUUAGCUCAAGCACAUGCAUUAGCAUUAGAAAAAUUCGAAAAAGAUGUUAUUAUAUUACAUAUAAAUCUUGGUGAACAGAUUGUUAAUGGUACUAAUGAUUAUGUUUUUAAUCCAAAACUUAAUAAAUAUCAUCAACCAAUGUUUACUAAGAGAUUGAUACAUAAAUUACGUCUUUCCAAUGAAGAAAUCUUCCGUAAAUUGAAAUUAUCAAAGGAUUAUACAUUCAGUAAUAGAAGACAAGAAUUUAAUUUAAAGAAGGGAGAAAAUACCUUAUAUGAUUUCCUUAAAAACAAUAAAGAUUUCGGUAAAUUCGGUCCAAAUGAUGCAUUUCAAACGUUUUUAGAAGAAUUACUUAUACAAUCUGAAACUGUACCAGUUAUAUUCUCAAUAGAUAAUGUUAAUGCAAUUUUAGAUUUCCCAAUCACCAAAUAUAGAAAACCGGAUUUUUCACCAAUUAGAAUUGAAGAACUUGAAAUAGGUAGUUUUAUACUUGAUUUUUUAAGUGGAGAAAAAUCAUUUAAUAAAGGUGGUAUUCUUAUAGCAAAAACUGGAAUCAUUGGUACUGCUGAAAAAACCUUGGAUGUUGCAUUAGGAAUUGAAGAAAAUGAUCCUUAUGCUAAAAGUGAAAUAUUUGAUUAUGAUAUUUGUGUUAAAUUAAGAGAAAAUGGAGGUAUAAAACCAUUUAAAAUAGAAAAUUUUACUAAAGAUGAAACUAAACAAUUAAUGAAUUUCUGGAGAAUUAUUGGAUCUUUACCAGUUAAACAAUUUUAUACUAAAGAAGUUGAUAAAACUUCUGAAGAAUUAUCAGCAGAAGGAGGAAAUGAACAAUUUGAUCUAGAAAUUCAAUUUGAAAGAAUGGUAAAUAAUAAUUAUACCAUUUCAUCGGGUAAUCCUCAUUAUUUGUUUAAGACAUCUAUGUUGUCAUAUUGAUAAUAUAUUUGUCAUUCUGUACAUAGAAAUUAAUUUAUAUUAAAAAGAAUAAUAUACACAAGAAAUUAUUAAUAUGCUAAAAA